CCUAAGUUAGAUCGAUGGAUGUUUAAACUGCAGAAAUUUCUCAAAUGGUAUGGAGUCUCGACUAAAGUGCUCCAGACCCUCUCAGUUUGAAUUGCUGGCGGGAGACUAACCUCCACCAGUAUAAGCUAACUAAGGCAAUAAGAUUCAAAUUCCUCUACUCGGUUCUCCACCAGUACAGAGCAAUGAAUCGACUUCUCGACUAAAGUCAACGAUUCACUACCUCCAAUUCAAGAUGCUCUAUUGAGCUAUGCAGAGAUUAUCGUUCUAUGUCAAAGUAGGAAUCACUAGAAUUUGAUCAAGACUCAAGCAAUUCUGAAUCAAUACUUCAAUUGGAUAGAAAUCAUUCAAUCAUUCAUGGCAAAGGGUUCUUACAACUCUUCCUAACAUACUAUCUAGGAUUCUUACAUACCCAAGUGAUAGAGGGGAUUACUCCAUAGAGAGAGUGGAAAGUUAUGCCAGAUGUAGAAAUCAUCAUGUAGACGGAAGAAAUUUGCUCCGAGUCGUUAACCGUCACUCCUCGAGGCUUGAAUCAAGCUCCAAUGGUGGGGAGACUUGAUCUAGGGCGCUAUAGGUUCUCUUUUCGUCACUUUUUCUCUUUAAACUUGUAUUUUCAGCUCCAAGAAUCUAAUGGCAACCAAAUUCCCGUGUUCAGCUUGUAACAGCCCGAGUUGGGCAUACCCGGUCUAAAUAACCGGUCGGGUAUUUGGAGGCCCGACUAGGGUUUUAUCCAAAAUGGCGCGCAACACAUGGUCAAUGAGGGACAAAUACCCGACCUCGAGGUAAAAUACCUGAUUGGGUAUUAGAGCUCCACGACCAGGGGGUCUCCUAGACGUUUUACCCGACUUUCUAUGAUUAUACCCAAUCGGGUAUUUGGAUGGCCUGACCGAGUAAUCUGUCUUCCAGCUCCACUUCUCGCCCACUCUCCACUUUGGACCCGAAACUAGCUCCCAAGCCUCCAUUUCCGCUCCAGGUGCUGAAAUACGACACAAAAGCACAACCAAGUGUGAAAUCGGCUUAAUACAUGAGAAUUGAAACUUAAACAGUGCAAGAAUGGUGGGCAAAACAUGUUAAAAUAUCUAGUUAUUAGUUCCCAACAAGUAGUUAUGGAUAGAGAAUGGAACAUUGAUGAGGUUGUGAGGAAGGAAGAAGAGCGUGAUGAAGAAGAGCUUCGUACUCAACACAGGGAAGAUUUUUCAGAAGAUAGAGGGGAGGUUGAAGAUGAAAUUGGAGUCCAAUCAAUGGACAAGGUUGAGAUGCAUGAAGCUUCAACAAGUCACCCGUGCUACCAAAGCUUUCAACUCAACCUUGAUGCACUUUUUGAGAAGGACCCUUUUGCAGUCUCUUUUCGCCAAACCGAGGCCACACCAUCACUAGUCACUCUUCGUGGAUUCAAUGAUGGUCAAUCAAGGUUGCAUUACAUGGUAAGGGUAAAAGAGAAGAAUGAAGAAAGACAAAGAGGUCUCUUGGGUGGAGAGUGGAGACUAACAUUUCACCAAGUCCACGGGUCAUCCACAACAUUUGAAGCAUCCAAAGCUCAAUUACACAACUUCACCAAAGAGAACCUCAAAUUCAAAGAGGUCUUAAUUUGGACCUAAUACUUGAAUAUACUCAUCCGACGACAAGACGUAAAAUACGCACUUGUUGGGAGGUACCCCAACAACCAGUUUGCAUUUCCUUUACCUUAUUCAAUAAUAAAACUUGCAUGUUUGAUUUUUGAUUUAGGUAGUUCUUAUAGUAUUAGCUAGUGAAUGAAUCCCUUCUAUGUCAAUAAUUGCAUGAAUGAUUGUUUGAAGACUAACUAGUUGCUUAAGAAAUGAUUAAAAGUGUUGUUGCUAAGCAUGUUGUGCUAGCCUACCAAGUAAGCUACUUAGGGUUAGAGAAUGGGAUGGCUAGUGCAAUAGGAUCAUAGAAUGUAUGCUUAUGAAUUUGUAUGCGUGUUUGGAGGCAUUGGUGGGCUUGAUCUUUAUGAAUUUGUGGAGUUUGAAUGUCGCCCACUAAGUGCUCGAUGAAAUGCCCAAACCACAUAAAACUUGUUUUCUUGAUCCAAUGUUUUUCAAUUGAAAUUAUUGGACUAAGAUAGACCCUUAGAGUAUGUUUAUGACAUAAUAUUGAAUCCUUGAUGCAUGAACCUUGAGUUUGCAACUUCAGCUUACCUUUGAUUUUGUGCUUCGAUAUGCUGUUGGAGCCAUUAGUUCAAACUUUGGUUGUUAUCUAAUGAGUUGAUUCUAGCCUUCAGACAAGGUACAUAAACCUCUAGAAAUAUACGAUACGCUUGAUAUCAUGCAUUUAGGUCUCAACCCUAAUCAUUAUAACAUGCAUUUUUGCCUAUGCACCUCUUGUUUCUACAUUGUAACACUUAAGUGUGGGGGUGUGUAGAGUGAACCUAAGGAUGAGUUUUGUAGUUCAAUUAAUCAAGUGAAUUACCUAAUGGUUUGUUAGAACAUGUUUUGUGAUUUUUAUCUUUGUUAGCAAUCCAACCAAGCGUAAGAGGUUCAUUCCUCUUAGCCCUCAACAACGAAGCAACCGGAAUCGCCAGUGAUAAGAAGAACCACAAGUCCCAAGAGGAGAACCAUGACCUCAAAUUGAGGAGCAACCACAACAACUACAACAAAGUAACCAAAGGAGGCCAUUGUGGACUAUGAUGAGUCCUCUUCAUAAGAAAGAGCCUUCGAAGUGAAACUACAAUAUGCUCCAACCGUACAUCAAGACAACUUGGCAUUUGAGGGCUAAUUUUUAUCUUUAUUUAUAUUUUUAAAUGCUUAGUAUAAGUAGUAAAUGAAAUGUUUUUGGUAGAUAGUAUAUAUAUUUUGUGUUUGGAUAAGCCUUUCUUCCUCUCUUGUGUUUGUGCUUGAAUGUCGAAUCUGUAGAUCAAUAAAGACUUGCACAUUGAGUUCCAUUUUUCCCUCGACUACAUCAACCCCCAAUGGUAAUGAUUCGAAAACCUAACCUAGAACUCUCACAUUGAGGAUAAUGUGUCUCUCAAGUGUGGGUGUGUCAUUCGUGAAUGUUUGCCAGGUCGAUUGAUAACUUCCCUUAAUGAUGAAUGUAAGACGUUUGUGAUUGCAUGUGUGAAUGUGGUUGAUUGACUGAAUGGUUUGAUGUAAUUGUAUGCCCGGUUUUUUUCAAAUUUGAGGGUUCCAAGUAAGCCCUUUACCAUGUUGCGUGAACACUUGCUAUGAAUCUUCGAAUCUUUGUCUCAUUUUCUCGACCAAUGUUAAGGUCUAUAGUGCAUGCUUUGCUUGGGGAGAUAGAUUCGUGCAUGAUUCUUCGAUGUAUCAGAGUGUGCAUGUUUGAAAAAUGACCGUGGGACAUAUUUGCAUUUUGAGAAAACCCUUAUUCUCCAAGCUAGGCCAUUAGAAAGGUGCUCGGUUUAGUGCUUUCUCGCAUACAAAGAGAGAGAGAGAGAGAGAGAGAGAGAGAGAGAGAGAGAGAGAAAAAAGAAACAAAGAGAGAGAAUAAAGUGGGGUGUAACAUCUAAUGCAAUAUGUUGUGGCAACCCGUCCUAGAGUAAUGAGAGUGCAUUUCAUGACAAUGCACAUGGAAGAUCGAAUAACUUUGCCGUAUCCAUUUUCAUCUUUUCACUACUUCCAUUCUUCCAUGUACGUCCCCUCAUGGGCCGAGGUCUAGGUAGGAGAAUCCAUCCCUACUUUCCCGGCUAACAAGCACAAAAUAAUAAGUGCCUAAGUGCACAUGCUCAUCUAAAGAUUAAUGGCUACUCGAAUAAAAACCCCCAAAGUGAGACUCUAGAUAGGAAUAAAAGGUUGUCGAGAAAGUGAAGAAAAGGACUGUGUGAACAUCGAUCCUUUCACCUACCUUUGAGAGUUCUGUUUUUCUCCUUGCGUUUGUCUCCUUUCAUUUCAGGACAUGCUUUCUAGGAUUUUUCAAAUCGAACCAAGCAACGGUGGAGGUAACCAAGCGAAGCUAGUCAAUAGAAUCCCAACUUCGACAAAAUACUUCAGGGGAAGAGACAUAAGAGGCUUCAAGUUGCCUAAUUUGAUAAUGUGUUUGCUUGGGGACAAGCAAACUCCUAAGUUUGGGGGGGGGGGGGGGUUGCCAUUGUUGCUUGUAUGCUCUGAUGGUGCGAGAAGAAAGCGCAAGGAAGGAGAAGGAAAAUCAUUUGGGAAGGAGGAGGGCAUUUGUUUGCUGUCGUCUAGUGUAAUGAAGUGUCUAGAAGUUGGUAGGACUUCUUAGUCCCUGAUAUGGAAUUGGAUGGAUGCACCAUAGUAGGUGGGCUUAAUAAUUUCUAUUAUUGUGUGCUUUUUAUUGUAGGUUGAGCCUGCUAGUGGUAUUGGAUGCAAAAUUUUGUGAAUCUUUUAUUAUAAUUGAAAAACAAUUGAACGCGUUGUUUGGUAGAAGGUAAUUAUUAAUACUUUUAUUAUAUAUUAUAUACUAAUUAGGUUAUAAAAAUAAUUUAAAUUAAUAAAAUAAUGGCGCUCUAUUCACGCUCUCAAUAUUGAAUUCUUCUAAAACUAGCACUCUCUCGCUCUCGCUCCACGAAUUGGUUACCUAAGUUUAAACCCCUAAACCCUAGAUCUAGAUUCUGAAUGUAGAUGUAAUUAUGUUAGGGUUUGUGAAUGGAUAUGUUUGUUUUAGUGAAUAUUGCUUCAUUUGUGCUUAAUUAUGCUUGGUAAGUCACCCAACUCUUCCCUACUAUCCUACAACUAAGUUAACACUAGGUGAAUCGUCGUUGCCCACUACGCAUGAGGCUCCUCGAUAGCGUCCCAUUUCUUCAGCUAGAAAUCGCGGGAAAGUUAAAGAAAGGGGAUUUGGGAAUUGAGGGGAAAACCUCUGCGGGAAUUGCUGCGAGUCAAAAGAUUAUGAUCUCUCAGAUUGGGAAUUCGUUGAAGGGGUCGUUUGGACGGGGGAUUGUAGCGUCCCGGAUUUCAUUACAAUCUUGUGUUUGCCGAUGUAAAAAAAAGAGGGAUUUUUUCCAUAAAGAAAUUCGAAAUCUUGCAUUUGCGCUAUUUUAAAAUAGGGUUAUAGGUAUAAGAUGCCUCUCUACUAUAUUGUUUUUAUCAAACAUGACCCUCUACUAUUUUUUACAUCAAACUUGCCCCUAUAUUUUGGAAAAAUUAUCAAACAUGUCCUUAUGUUUAAUUUUCACUAAAUAAUGGUCAACCACGAUUGAAAAAUUAUCAAACAUGCCUUAUCAAACAUGCCCUAUAUUUUGAAAAAAUUAUCAAACAUGCCCUUAUCAAACAUGCCCUUAUUUCUCUAGGUCUUGUUAAAAGAGAAAUUAUUAGAUGUAUUUGGUUAUACAAAAGAAACAAAACAAUUCUAAAGUGAAAUUCUUAGAAAUAUUUUAGACAUUUUUGUCCUUCAAAUUAAGGUCCAACCAUGGUUGACGGGUGUUUAAAAUAAAUUUUAAUAUAAAAACAUGUUUGAUGUAAACAAUAAUAGAGAGACAUGUUUAAUAAAAACUAUAUAGUAGACCUAUCUAUCUAUCUAUCUAUAAAAAAUAUGAAAGGGUUACUCCAAGAAUGCUUCCCCGCAAAGUUCCGUACAAUAUCAAUUUUUUUUUAUCUUUUGUAUUUCAUAGCAACUGCUUCAUCUUUCCUUUUAAAUGGCGACAAUUUUUUUCCACGAUUUCUUUUUUGUUUUGGGUAUUGAUACCAUGGAACAGAAGUACAAUGAUUAAUUUUUCUUCUUCUUUUCUCUGAUAUCUCGCAUAUCACAAGGGAAUCUUCCAAUCCCGACUUCGAUCCCUCCCUCUCCUACCUUAUCCUCCAGCCGCUCCGGCAACUCCAAAAAUCUUCCGCUGCUAAUCAUACUUCUUGAAUUCAAUUGUAAUUAGGCUUCUUCUCCAACGACGACGGUUGGAUCUCUGAUCGCUCUUCAGUCUCAAAGCGCAUGCACCGUUUCUUCAGCCAGAUGGGACUCUCUCCGAGGAGGAGUCUUCUUUCUUAUCCCGUUGCCAACCUGCAAGUUUGUAGAUUUGAACUUUCCUUCCUCAGUCUACGCCGAUUAUUUCCCGCCCAACCGCUUUGCCUUCAAGGAAUGUUGCUGGGGUUUGUUGCUCUUUGUUCUUUUGUUUUAGGUUUCUCUACACUGGAACAACACCAAUGGCUUAUGAAUGUGUUUAUUUAAUAUAGUUGAUGAAUUAAAAUGUAAUUUGGAAAUGGGAAUUUGACAUCACGUUCUAUAUAUUUGUGACAUAUAUGGUUUAAAGAAAGCUUCUUAAACCAUUUUUUAAUUCAAAUUUUCAAUGCUUAAUAUGUUUUGCUAUAAAUUAUUUUGAUGUAUUAUUAAUUAAUAGUUACACAUCAUGAUUUUUAUUGUAUAGAUAUUAUAUUAUAGAUUGAUUGACUCAUAUAAAAUGUAAUAGUUUUGGCCUAUGCAUGAUAUGUUUGCUGAAGUGAGUAUGAUAUCAGCAUUUCCUCCAUGAUUUAGGUUGCUAAGUUUAUGGGGACUUUUUACUAAUUUUAGCUAAAAUAUCGUUAUAAUCAAUAUCAAAAUAAUAAUAAAAAUGAUAUUCCAUAUAUAUUUAUAAAUUACUUUGAAAAAGAUUUAAAAUACUACCUGCCCAAAGGGCAGGGUUGAAGGCUUGAAGCUAGUAACAGUUUAAGUCACUUUUUGUCCGCUUAUCCCUAAAAUAUCCCCGCCAUUUUAUUGUCAAUUUUUUUUGCUCCAGCCACAUUGUGAACGUCCUCCUGUCUACUUCGCUCUCUCCAACACAACUGAAGCGACGGACGACCAAGAACCGCAGUCCAACUCUUCAACCGACGAACGGCCAGGUAAGAGGGAAGAGGGAGGACGAGCCCAGCCCCGCGACGGUCGCCUGCAAGGACAUCGGCGAGAGAGUUCCAGGUUAGUUUGCUUGUCUUGUGAUGGGGAUUAAUGGGUUUUAGCUUUCUAAUUUUCGGGAUGGUUAUGGCCUGAUUACUAGGGUUUUGGGGCUUGCGUUCUUUCUCUAUGAGGUUGCAGAAUUAUGGCUUUAGGAAUUUCGUAGGCUGCGGGUUUGGGAUUUUGCUUCCGAUGAGUUGCCUGUGUGUGUGAAUUUUUGGUUUUCCCUUGGUUCUGAUGAGUGCCAUGUGUAUGUGAAUGUGAAUGGAUGGAAUAUGUUAUCUGGUCUUUGCUUCACGUUUUGGUGUGCUUUGUGUAAUGGAUUUUUGGGUUUUUAUUCUUGUUUGUGGUUGCUAUCAAGGCUGGUUAGAUAGGUACCUGAUUAGAUUAACAUUAUGCAAAUGUUUGAUAACUUGUAUGUAUUGUAUACAAUGGUUGCUUUCAAGGCUCGUUAGAUUAAUAAAAUUGAAGCUUUAUG
Linum trigynum is the source of this 7261-nucleotide messenger RNA. The record is from the annotation of a GenBank genome assembly. Lineage: Eukaryota; Viridiplantae; Streptophyta; Magnoliopsida; Malpighiales; Linaceae.